GUAGUGGUCCUCGACCCUCGCAGAGCACGCCCUAUGCACGCCCGAGUAGCAGCAAGCGCUCAGCAGCAGCAACAACAACAGCAUCAUCCUCCAGCGAAGACGGCGAGGCCGGUUAUAUUUUUGGUGCAACCCGGAUGCAUGAAUGCUUAUACACCGACGAUGGGAAUGAGUAAGUUUCUCCAACAGCACAUACAGCCUUCUUGCUUCUGCUGAUGAACAACAACAUAUGCGAACUUUUCAUAUAGCUGUGGAGUCGAGAUACAGUGCAAGAUGGACCGCGGGUUCUUCCUCGCUGAUGGCAAAUGGACAUGCUACCGGCGCAACUAUUUUCAACUGACAGGCACAUUCAUCGUGUCGCAUGGUGGCCCCUUUUACGUAAACAAGCAUCGCAUCCGUCAUUUUUACUUUCAAUUAAGCGCACGGCAGCUCGAGGCUGACUUGCAAGUCAAGCUCAUCCAAUUGACUCCCAAGCGCGACAAGGGGCCGCAAAACGACCCACCGCUCUUGGCUAUUCAGCCGAUCAUCGUAUCGCCGCCCUUCGGCACUCCGCCCAUCGUUUCAGGAGAGUCGGCCAUGGCCACCGCCGCCACGUUCGAGCGCAUCCAAUUCAAGUCUGCUACUGCCAACAACGGCAAGAAGCGAGCGUCCCAACAGUUUUUCGUCCUGGUCUUGGAGUUGUUGGCAGAGAUGGAUAACGGCGACCGCAUGACUGUGGCCAGCGCACAGUCCGUACCGCUUGUCGUGCGAGGCCGUAGUCCUGGUCACUAUGCUGACAGUGGCCGUCGAAAAAGGGUCAUGUCGCCGUCCUCAUCGAGUAUCACUGCUACUACAGCAACACAUACCGUCACCACACCGCCAACGCCGUUAUUACCACAGCAACCACCGGCUCCAUUACAAGAAUGGCAAUCGUUAGCUAGCAGCGCUGGCUAUUACACACCCCUUCCAUCACACCAUCACCAUCACCAUCCACAACAACAACAGCAGCAGCAGCAGGCCGUGCCCGUUGCACCUCAUGCAAUGCCGCCACAAUUGGAUUUUUCCUAUUUUGCCCCACACGGUCGGUCGCAAAGUGCGAACGUGCCGCUCAUUAUGAAUUAUCAGCAUACACGCUUGGAUUUUUCGCCAUCCUCGCCGUCAUCGGGUCAGACCACCUCCCCCGACGAAAGCAACAACGCCAUGUACGAUGCCAAAUACUUUCGCUGUUAUCCUUCCUAUUCCGCUGCACUUUCCGGUAUGUGACACCAACAAGAAAUACAACAACAACAACAACGAGCCAUAAUAUUUGUGUCUGGCUGCAUUGCUUAUGCGUGUUUUUUUUACUUGUAUGGAC
Zychaea mexicana is the source of this 1330-nucleotide messenger RNA. RefSeq lists its product as uncharacterized. NCBI's taxonomy places the organism in Eukaryota, Fungi, Mucoromycota, Mucoromycetes, Mucorales, Lichtheimiaceae. Gene Ontology annotation, biological process: positive regulation of transcription by RNA polymerase II; meiotic cell cycle. The record is from RefSeq and is a predicted model, not a curated record. Bases 271 to 1239 code for a protein of 322 amino acids. Gene Ontology annotation, molecular function: DNA-binding transcription factor activity; DNA binding. Gene Ontology annotation, cellular component: nuclear chromosome. The transcript has a single exon.